Molecule: messenger RNA, 2346 nt
Organism: Thecamonas trahens ATCC 50062
Lineage: Eukaryota; Apusomonadida; Apusomonadidae
Exons: 2
Coding region: 1-2346 (781 amino acids)
Biological process (GO): cell motility; actin filament organization
Cellular component (GO): plasma membrane
Source: RefSeq, a predicted model, not a curated record
AUGGGCGGGCGCUGGGCGUGCGUGUUUCUCCCCAACGCUCAUUUUUUGGACGACGCCAGGCGCUUCCGGCCGUACGACUCACAGCAGGCAGCAAGCCGCAACUACACAGUGGCGACGACGGAGAUCAGCUUCCCACCAAAGCCACCGGCCCAUGUCAGCCUCGACACGUCGGCCGACUACCUCACACAGCUCGACAAGGUCUGCACCGCGCUCCAGGUCGAGCGCGACGUCGAGUCGAUGGUGCUUGUGGUGGAGAACACCCGCGAGUACAUCACCGACGACCGGUGGAACUCGACGCUUAUCCUGGCAGGCAAGAAGUUCGAGCUCUGCGUCCGCCCGCAGUUUGCGGUGGCCGAAACGCUGUACCAGCUGCAGUCGCCAGAUCCCAAGGACAAGAAGAACGCCAUCUUUAAGCUCAAGAAGCAGCUUGUGGACCAGCCGUUUGCAGUUGUCUUUGUCCAGAAAGGCGGCAUCGACAUCCUCACCAAGAUUGUGCUCUCGGCCAAGGGUAAUCUCCUCUCGUACGCGCUCGCCGACUACCCGCUGGCCAUGGACUCGGCCGACUGGGCGACCAUGGAGGCGCCGGUGCUGGACAAGGUCAUCGAGUCGCUCUCGUCGCCGAACAACAACGUAGUCAAGCACGCCCUGGCUAUCAUCACCGGCCUCUGCCGUGGCGUCGAUGCCAAGGUAGCGCCCGUCGGCGCCAUGAUCAACGAACGCUUCCGGGCAAACCUCGACGCUGGCCCGCCGUUUACCUGCCUUGUCAAGCACAUCAACUCGACAGAUCUCAACGUCCAGGUGGAGGCACUCGAGGCCGUCAACGGCAUCAUCAUGCAGACCACCGACGAGGCCACGCGCGAGCGCUUCUACGAGGCCAUCGACGCCUUUGGCUUCAAUGCUGCCCUCAAGUCACAGGUCAACGUCGUCGACCUCCCGGCGUUCCGUGAGGCCACGGUGGUGUACCAGAACUACCGCCUCGGCGCCUGCCGCAAGCUCCUGCUCUCCAACUUUGAGUCGGACAACGAGGAGCACGACUUUCUGCUCCUCCGCUACUGGGCGCUCGUGUACCCGGAAGAGGCCAUGUCCGAGCUCUCCGACUGGCGCCGGCUCGGCUUCCAGACCACCGAUCCGGCCGCAGAGCUGCGCGCCACAGGAAUGCUCGGCAUCCACGUCGCCAUGCAGCUGUUUGAAAAGGCACCGCAGAUCGGCAACACUAUUGUAGCCGCACAGGCCAAGCGCCCUGAGCGCGACUACCCGUUCUCGGCCGCCUGGAUAUCCAUCGUCUCCACCAUGAUCGAUGUCAUGUCGCUCAACCGCGAGCGCGUGCCCGGCGAGCCGGGCACCGUCUUCCUUUGCCUCCUCGACACCGCAGCCCAGCCACCGCAGCCGGCCUCGUCGAGCGACGACGCCGGCUCGGCCAUCGGCCUCUUUGAGGGCGACGCCUUCCUCGAGGUCUUUGCCAUCUGUGCCCAGGCCUACGACAAGAUGUGGAACGAUCUCAACUGCACAUACGAGGACUUUAGCAAGGGCAACGCCGUCAUUCUUGCCAAGCUUGCCGAGGUCAUCCGUGCAAACCCCGAGUCGCUCUCCUCGCUCCGCCGCGCCGCCUUUCUCAUGGCUACAGGCCUCAAGAAGCGUAUCGGCACCGUUGAGGAAGCCUUUGCCGCCAUGGGGCUUCGCGAGGCCGAGGCGCCCAUCGUCGAGGAGCUCCGCGCCUCGCUCACGGCAGAGAUGCUCGAACUCGUCGCUGCCCAACGCAUUGCUGCCAUGCAGACACCUACCUUGUUUUCGGCCUACACGCAGGACGGCAAGGCUGUCAAGCGGACCGUCGUCAAGAUCAUGGUCGGCGAGUCAGUCCAGGACAUUCGCUUCGGCUCCGCGCCUGACCCGCAGGGCUCGCCUGUCGAGGCCGCCAGCGCCAUCACCGUUCUCGAGCCUAUCCUCGUCUCAGACGUCCACACUGUCGCCAUCGGCGCCUCGUCGCCUAUGGUCAUGGCUCUCAAGAAGCCCGACCCGGCCAUCACCGACCUCGCCUUUUCCAUCGUCCUCAAGAGCCCCACGCCCUCGGGCGAGAUGACCAUCGAUGCUGUCGCCCGCGACCGCAAGGUCUUUGUCAACUGGACCGACGGCCUCCGCGCCCUCACCGGCCAGCCGCUUAUCUCGCCCGAGGCCUCGGCAGAUGCCGCAAAGCUCGCCGAGAUGGAGCUCCGCAUCCGUAUGGUCGAGCUCGACGCCGUCGACGUGCCGUCUGCAGAACCCGAGCGCCCGCCGCCGCCGCCAUUCACAUUUGUCGUCGACGACAAUGCGGCACUGGCCGCCGCAGGCCUCCGCCGCCCGGGUCCGUAA